CAACACCAACUCUGGAGACAUUUAUUUGCUUAAACCUUUCCUAUCAUCAUUUGUCCAGAACAAUGCGGAAAUUAUCCAGUUUUUUAAUCGGAUGCUUCCUCGUGUCAUCCAGCAUACUUUGUUUGGAGGCGGUGGGAGUGCCUGUCGAGCCUGCACCAGCAUGGUACACGUAUCCCAGGAUUAAACGCGUUCCAUGGGGAAAAAAUAUGGAGAGGAUCAUGUACCAACAACCCGGUUUGUUCCAGCCAGCGAUGGACAUGACCAAGAGAGAUGUGAGCCCUUCCGUCGAAUCGACUCCUGAUCCAGGAAUAGGCACAGUUGCUGAAACCGUCGGCAGUAAGGACCAUCAGCCCCCGUGUAACUGUGCUCGAUGUGCUGGACGGCUUCAGAAAAGGUUUGUGAAAGUCCCAGCGAACAAACCCCGCUUCCUGUUUGGUGGAGCAUACCCGUACGGCGACUACUAUGAAGACUAUUAUGAUGACUACUACGAUGGUUAUCCGUAUGGAGGGUACAAUGGAGGGUAUUUCGGUGGGGGUGGGUUUGGAGGGGGGCAAUGGGGAUAUCCUUACGCAGGAAUGGGUUAUGGAGGGCAUUGGUGAAUCUCUUUCUUCCAUAUGUAUUCAACAAAACUAUCGUUCUCAAUUUAAAAUGAAUUUCAAUUAUUAAUUUACAUAAAUCUCAAUCAAAAUUUGGAUGCAAUAAAAACCAUACCACUUGGAAA
Folsomia candida is the source of this 721-nucleotide messenger RNA. RefSeq lists its product as uncharacterized. The record is from RefSeq and is a predicted model, not a curated record. The transcript is spliced from 4 exons. Bases 63 to 599 code for a protein of 178 amino acids. Lineage: Eukaryota; Metazoa; Arthropoda; Collembola; Entomobryomorpha; Isotomidae.